Molecule: messenger RNA, 303 nt
Organism: Protomyces lactucae-debilis
Lineage: Eukaryota; Fungi; Ascomycota; Taphrinomycetes; Taphrinales; Protomycetaceae
Exons: 2
Coding region: 1-303 (100 amino acids)
Source: RefSeq, a predicted model, not a curated record
AUGUCUGAUCUCGCAAACACCAACCGUCAGGACGAAGGCAAGGAGAAUGCUCACUCUGAAGUCGACCCCCUCGACCAGCGUUCCCUCGCCAACCGCGUUGAAGCGGAGAAGAAGCGUGAAGCAGAUGAGGAGAAGGCUGCUGCUGCCAAGGCUGCAGAGCUUCCUACAGAUGCUGCUCGAAAGCACGGCAACGAGCCCAGCAAAGGUGCCAUCAUUGAUGAGCAGCUUGAGAUGGAGGAGGAAGCCGAGCUCGCCAAGAAGGAUGCUGCCAAGAAGCAAUCCGAGGAAGCAAAGAAGCACUAA